Molecule: messenger RNA, 585 nt
Organism: Exophiala mesophila
Lineage: Eukaryota; Fungi; Ascomycota; Eurotiomycetes; Chaetothyriales; Herpotrichiellaceae
Exons: 1
Coding region: 1-585 (194 amino acids)
Source: RefSeq, a predicted model, not a curated record
AUGUCAGGAGCAAUUGAAGUUGUUAUGCAGAAGGCCACCAGUCACAGCCCUGCGACGGUAGUCAUGUCAUCUGCAGACCACGGUUGCAUUUCAAAAUGCGGUGGAGGACGGCAUUACAUCCGUUUAGAUGAGUCCAGUGCUCCUCAUCUGUGCCGUCUGGCAACUCCUCGUGAGAUGCGCCUCCUGCUUGCAGAAGAAGAUGGGCAUGAGCGAGCUACUCAGCGUGUUCGCACCAUCCAGCCAUCCGAGACCCGUCAGACUCGGGAGCGACCCCGUGUUGUAAAUGCGCUGGAACGUAUCUUUGCUCGAGAGCGUCCGGCUCGGCGAUCAGGUGAGAGUUCCCGAAAUGACCGUUACAACGAUGAAACUUUCCGACAGCGAAAUGAGCACCAACUCGUCCCUCGCGAGUCAAGCGACCUUAGACGUGGGGUGUCCACGAGACGUUCAGAAGGCCGCUCCGGAUCGAACCAUCGCGAACGUGACAAUAUUACUAGCCAUCCUCGGCAAUCGGCCACAGUUGGUGACGACCAAACUCUAAUGCCUGUGCGUGCUCCGCGAGGAACCGGUCAUAGACAUCGUCGUUAA